Papaver somniferum (opium poppy) is the source of this 546-nucleotide messenger RNA. RefSeq lists its product as uncharacterized. The coding region runs from base 1 to 546 and encodes 181 amino acids. Lineage: Eukaryota; Viridiplantae; Streptophyta; Magnoliopsida; Ranunculales; Papaveraceae. The record is from RefSeq and is a predicted model, not a curated record. The transcript has a single exon.
AUGAAUGUACCACUGACUUUUUCUGUCGACGAUGUAGAAGAAGAAAUGGAAGAUCACAACGACCCAUUAUUGUUCACAUUACCCAUCUCAGGAUGGGAUGUGAAGAAGAUCUUGAUUGAUGAGGGGAGUUCAGUCAACGUCUUAUUUUAUGAUACUUUCAAACGAAUGAAGUUAAACGAUGAACAAUUGAUGUCUUCCUACUACAAUAUCUAUGGAUUCAACGGAGCAGCUACAAAUCCUCUGGGGGACAUCGUUCUAGAAGUCAAGGCUAGGCCGAUAAAAGUAAGUACCAGAUUCAUCGUAAUAGAUGCACCAUCACCUUACAACGCCAUCAUUGGACGACGGUGGGUGCAUAAACUCAAGGGAGUAGCGGAAACAUACCACCAGUACCUAAGGUUCCCAACUCCCAAAGGGGAAAUAGAAAUCAAAGGAGAUCAAAUUACCGCACGAGAAUGCCAAGCUCAGAAAACCAACUCAACAUUGAACAAGAAGAACAACGUAGAUCCCAAAGGGGCAAAAACAAAGCAGAAGCCAAAGACAGAGUAG